AUUUGGGUCAGAGCUUCAAGAGAGAGUGAAGGUGCGCUUUUGUUUUUCUUCACUGCGCCUGCGUAAAUGUUUAUCUGACUUCCGAUAGCAGCAAGUAAGCCAACGUUAACCAGUAACGUUAGCUAUCAAGUACUAGCAGUAGCCCCAGCAGAAGUACAAGAUCAUACGACGGAUCAGAAAGUUUUUUUCUUCUUCGCCACACUGCUCCCUGAAGGUGCUGCAGAAUUAUCGGUGUUUUCAGUCCUUUCCUCAACCUGCAAAAAUGCCAGCCGCACUUGCAGAUACCAGUCAGAUUAUCUGUGAGGUCUGGGCAAGCAAUGUGGAGGAGGAAAUGAGGAAAAUCCGACAGAUAAUUCAAAGCUACAACUCCAUUGCCAUGGACACAGAAUUCCCCGGAGUAGUAGUUCGACCAAUUGGCGAGUUUCGCAGCACAGUAGAUUACCAGUACCAGCUCUUGAGGUGCAACGUGGACCUUCUGAAAAUCAUCCAAUUGGGACUGUCGUUUAUGAACGAGGACGGAGACUAUCCUCCUGGAACAACAACAUGGCAGUUCAAUUUCAAAUUUAAUUUAACAGAGGAUAUGUACUCCCAGGACUCAAUAGACCUACUCCAGAACUCCGGCCUCCAAUUCAAAAAGCACGAGGAAGAGGGGAUCGACACACUUUACUUUGCUGAGCUCCUGAUGACAUCUGGUUUAGUGCUGUGUGAAAAUGUCAAGUGGCUCUCCUUUCACAGCGGGUAUGAUUUUGGCUACCUGGUGAAGCUCUUAACGGACACUCGCCUACCUGAGGAGGAACAUGAGUUCUUCCAGAUCCUCAAUCUCUUCUUCCCUGCAAUCUAUGAUGUGAAAUAUCUGAUGAAAAGCUGUAAGAACUUAAAGGGAGGACUCCAGGAGGUGGCUGACCAGCUGGAACUGAAAAGGAUUGGGAGACAGCACCAGGCCGGUUCCGAUUCACUGCUCACAGGGAUGGCAUUCUUUAGGAUGAAAGAGCUUUUCUUUGAAGACAACAUUGAUGAUGCAAAGUAUUGUGGGCGAUUGUAUGGAUUGGGCUCUGGGUCCACUCAAAAUCAGAACGGCAUCUCAAGCUCUUCCCAAGAGGAAACUAACAACAAGCACUGACUGACCACGAGGCCAUCAAGUGGAAGACUCACUUGUUUUAUCCCAUCCGGUAGAUGUUUCUCUUCUCCUCUCACUCCCAGAAGAAAACAUGAGAUUCAUUUCUGUAUUGAACUUCACCAGCUGCAAAAAGGGCAUUGGUCACCACAGACUCUCCUCUUGAAACAAUUUUGUUCUGUCAUAGUUGAUUUUACUGCGUUUUGCCACCAUUCAAAUUCCCUAUUGUACCACAUUGAGCCUUUCUAGCACCCAUCUCACAGGUCCAGUAUUUGAAAACUUUUUAUCUGUGUGUUACAGCAUUGCAGUAACUACCAUUCUUUUAAAAGCAUGGGACCAGCUCGUGUAUUGUACUGCAAAUGAUAAGUGUAGCAUUUAAGUGCUCAACAGCAAUUCCCUGCACUCCUGCUUUUCAUAACAAACUUUAUUUAGACCCAACUGUAACUCAAGCAUCAGUAGGUAUCGUUCCCAAAUCAUUUCCGUGUUGGAUACAUGCUUGUAGGGAUUGUACACUUAAAAAAAAACAAAAAAACAAUUAUGCUGGACAGGUAUGUAAACUAUAAUGUCAAAUUUCACCUCAGCCAACCUGUUUUAGCAUUUUUCCUUUCAGGAAGGAGAUUUUUAGGUGGGUACCAGGUUGGUCUGAGUAUGAACUUGUUUACAGGGGCACCCUGCAGUUCUGUGUAACAUUUGCUUUUAAUUUGUUCACCGCUCAGUUUAAACAGAUGUUUUUGGUUGCUAUUGUUUUUACAACAUACAUUGUUUGAAACAGUUGUAUAUUAAAACAUUUUCUAUUUUCAAUGUGA
Molecule: messenger RNA, 1920 nt
Organism: Oncorhynchus kisutch (coho salmon)
Lineage: Eukaryota; Metazoa; Chordata; Actinopteri; Salmoniformes; Salmonidae
Product: CCR4-NOT transcription complex subunit 8
Exons: 7
Coding region: 263-1120 (285 amino acids)
Cellular component (GO): CCR4-NOT complex
Molecular function (GO): poly(A)-specific ribonuclease activity; nucleic acid binding
Source: RefSeq, a predicted model, not a curated record